AGUUGUGUGACAAAAGUAACGGUCACGUUUGACUUUUCAGAUCUUUUGUACGGGUGGUGAUGGAAAUACGAGCUUCAUACAUGAUUGAAAAUCCAUGAAAUUUGAGCACAUGGAACCGGGCAAAUGCAACGCGAGCUAUCUACAGGAUAACAACAUCACAACGCUCACGAAAAUAACACAACUCUCGUGACUUUUGCGUUAUAUGGCAAACUAGUCAUAUUCGUCUCUCGUGAACGUUACUAUGGUAACCCUCUUCAAAAGACCAACCAGAAGACAUGCAGCGGAGCGAAUCUACGUGUCGCUAAUAUUCAGGGAGUGCCUCGCUGUCGAGAUCUGACUGGAACGGUGAUUUUAGCACGCAAGUGCACUCCUCCAAACAUGGCGGCGAACUCGGAAGAAUCAAGCCACGAUCUUUACGCGGUACAGCUCUAUGACAAAGAGUAUUUGAGGCCGCGCACGACCGAUGUUCAUGGCUUACACUUACCAGACAAGCAAACGUUUUCGAUCCACGUCGAUCCGAACAUGCUGGACGACAAUAAAGAAUAUUCAGUCCCCAAGCGUCUGGAACACCUCGAGAAACGACUGCAUGGAGGAAAGAGCAGGGAAAAGCGAGGCACCUUCCGCAAGGAAAACCUACUGCUGGUCGAUCUGGAGAGAACGACGGCCCUCAAGGAGCUAAUCACCGGAGAAAUACCUGUAUUCGCCCUGAAAACUUUCAAAGAAAAGGGCGAGAAACGAUACAUGGAGUUUUCACUCAGCAAAAGUGCUUCUGAUGACCUGAGACAGAGGGAUCAGCAGAGAAGGCUGGAAGCCGCUAUGAAAAUCGCUUUCGCUAACUACCUGCACUGGAGCCGCGUGUUUGAAGAGAUCGAAAGCAAAAGCGAGAGGACCGCGUUUGAACAAGCGCGUCAUGAAGACCUGGAGGACUACCUUCGCAAUCCGCUCGAGUGCAAGGGCGUCGUGUAUUGCUACCUUGUGAUAGACGAAUCGCAAACAGAUGACAAGAAAUACCAAUUCUACAUCGGCGGGGCAGAAGGCGAAUUCACGAGGAAGAUCAAGGAACAUAACACAUCCGGAAACAAGCCGCUAUUGGAGCUGACCCUACAAGACAAGGCGCUCUGGCCUGUGGAAGAUCAACACCUCAAGAGAAAAUUUAAAGAAUCACUGCCGAAAUCCUCCGGCAAGAAAGGAGAUAAACAAGACGACGACCAUGUGCCGAAGCUAGACUACGAACCGAAAGUUGUGGUGAUCACUUUGGACUUUGGCUACACGGAGAGCUUUGCCGAAGAUUUCAAGAGCCUCAUCGACAGCGAAGACACAACGGAGAAGCUGGCACAAAGUUAUGCACAGUACUUCGCCGCAAAGAGUCCGAUUGGACUGAAUGGCUGACUCUCACUAACCAUGUGAUUACCAGUUGUAGUAAGUUAAAUUAAAUAAUGCACGAGGAUUUUUUAUCAUUGCUUAAGAACAAUGUGGAAUUGUCAUUAACCCUACGCAGAGGACAGCUUGUUGUUCUUGACAAAUGUUGAUAGCAGUUAGUGGCGUGAAUUGAGUUCGAGUUAGAUUAUCUGUGCGGUUCUUGUAUUCUUUACAGAUCUGAUGUUUGUAGCAUUUAGUGAUAACCCCACACACUUGGUAUUCAAAGUGGUGUUAUCAGGGAUGCUUCUAGCUCAUUCCAGUCAUUUCAUUGAAUCGAAAACGUUCCGCAAAGGCCGAAAACAAAACCACUGACUUGGGUGUGUGUUUUAAAUGAGCAGUGAGUUGUGAAUGCAAUGUGAACGAGUGAGAUGUAGAAAGUAUACUUGUCAUUCAAAUCGCAGUCUCGUAGAAGCUACACAAAAGAGCGAGAUCUUUGUGCCGGCGUUAAAUAAAUCAUAGAUAAAUAAAACGAAAUUGGUCCGAGGUUGUUAAAAAUCGGCGAUAUAAGGGCAAUAUAUUUCGCGAGAAGUCGUUUUUAAGUCUGACUACCUGAAGCCAUUUUCUUCGCAAUUCAAACAAGUUACAAGAUAUUUUUGGCGUUUAGAGAUUUGUUAAGGUCCCAGAGGGGCGAGCGUUUAGUUCAAUGCGUGACAAAAGAAAUUUCAACUGUCGUCACUUUUUUAUCGCGGCGUGUUGGAAUUGAGUGUUACUGGAAACGUUACCCCGCUUUGCUCGUUAUUAUGCAUGUAAACAGUUGGAGCGAAAGCAAUUGAUAUCAUAAACGGUGUUUUAGUGUGUAAACUCUCUCGCUUAUCGCCCAACAAUGCCGUACAAACUAGACUAUCGACGACAAAGGACUUUCGAAGCCUCAAUUAUAAUACAGAGUCGAACUUCAUAAACUGAAAAAAACCACACACGAUAACCAUAGCAUUCUAAAUGUUUUGCAUUGAUUUCGUCCAUCGUAACUACAUAUUACCGCGACUAAAUGCACCGUGGCAAUAUCUUAAACUGUUGUGGUAAGGCCCUGUGUGAUUCCUAAAUCGCAUUAGUUAAAUUAAAGACUUCCAAAUGACUCGUGAAUCCGUUUAGCACCCUAUUCUUCAAGUUCCGUUUUCCUUUACUGCCCUGAGGAGGGUGUCUUGCAGAAGCCACUAAAAUGCAAAUUCGCAAUAUUUUGAAAUCGCUACAUGUAAACAUAACAUCCGCCUCCUUUGUUUUCUUGCCGUCGAAUCCUGCCCUUUUACUAGUAAUUAGACAUCUGAUUGUUUUGCGCAAGUCAGCCUUUAGCCUUUAGUGACUAAUGUUAGAAAAUAUUCAUGGUUCGCUCACUCUAUUUGAUCUCAAUUGUACCGCAUUUGCAGAAAAUACUGCGCAAAAAGCAAAGAAAAAAGAUAAUUGUUAAAAAAAAAAUACUAAACGAUAUUUUUACGAGCAUGAUUUUCCCUUCAUUACCGUCGCAUUGAACGGGAGAGGCGGAAUCAAUUUGAAUACUUAAUUUACUUGAGAGGAAAAUUCGAGAAAAUCGAACUCCAAUUCGAGUGAAAAGUUUUGUGGGUUUAGCCACAGUUACCACUAAUUUACCACAAGAUGCUGUACUUACAAUUCAUCGUUUGUUCGCAGGUUACUCUUCUUUAAUAAAGUAAGGUCGUAAUACUGCUCAAUAGGAAUACCACUGAAAGACAAUAAUAGACUGCCAUUAAUACAAGGAAAGACAGACUCGAAAAACAGGAAGAAUUGUAGAGUGGAAAUCAGCCAAUACUGCUGAACGCAGUGUUUGUUUUUCCAAGCUGAGGUUGUUUUUUAACCUGAAAAAAACACAUUUCAACUAUUUUAUCUUAUCUUGAAGGGUUUCAUUUCUUUCUGUCUCUCGUGGAGAAAACAAUGAGGAUGACAAAAGAAGGUUUUUAAUUUGUUUUUAUAUGCAAGAAUAAUCCCAGAGGAAAGGGGUGAAAUUUUACAUGAAUGUGUGAGGAACGGCAUUGAGAGAAAGUAUUCACAGGCGCGCGAAUGAUACGUUGGUUUACAUGACAAGGAAAUCAUGUUUUUUUUGCGAGUCCAUCGUUUUGCACCAGGAAACUAGUUUUUCUCCUUACCUCUCGCUCUUAACGCCUACACGUUGCAGUUCCCUUAAAACAAUUCAUGGUGUCACAAGAUUUUUGACAGCCUUAGGGUUGGGAAAAAAUAUUUUGUAAAAAUGUUCAUGCGGUUUGAGCAGGUUUCAGUUGUGUUGACAGUUCGAGGGUGACAACAAUAAGCCGACAUUAUUGUUUUUGGCGUGUUAGAUUUAUCACAUGUGCAAGUUACGGAAACUUGCCUGAACGAAAUGUAAAACAAUAACAAUAUUGGAUGAAGACAAAAUAAUAUAACCCACGUGGUACAUUAUUUUUUCUUGAAAAUAUUUCGGAAAUUCAGAAAGUUUGCUACUUAAUUUUCCAAGGUAUUUAGACUAGCCACCUCGAAAACCUGGUAGAGUAGUCGUUCUUUUCGAGGCCGGCCCACACUAGGGGAAAUGUUGCGAGGACAUGAGAAGGGGAAAUAUUCCAACGACAAUUGUCUUCAUGUGAGAUGCUCGUUUUUGCAGAAAGGUUGUGUUGCGAGGACAAAAUUGUGUACUCGCAACAUUUUGCAUGAAUUUCAGCUGCAGGGACAAAAUGACCUCAAUUUUCAAUAUUGUAUCAUGUACACUGCCCUUCCAAACUGUCCCCGUUACAACAUAGAAAUGAACCAAUAUCCGCUUCGUGUACGCCAUCUUGCGUGCUGUCUCUGCACCACGCAUGGAUCCCAGGCGUAUACAUGAAGGAGCUCGUCCCCUCUUCACCUCCCCGCAACAUGUGUCCUAGUGUGUGGAGUUCCGUCGUAGCCAGAACGCGAAAAAGCUGUUCGUUUCGUACAUUAAAAAUCGUCACUGCAAUAGAUCUUUCACAGAUCUUUUUUCGUAAUUUUCUUCAAGUUUUCUCCGUCCUAGUUACUGUGUAUUCAAGAAAACGUUUUAAACCUAAGUUAAAUUCUUCUUUAAGUUAAAAACUGUAAGAAAAUCGAGGUGUGACUGUCUUAUUGACAGCUUAUGAGAAAAGAUUUGAAUAAACUAAACUUGAACUGAA
Molecule: messenger RNA, 4520 nt
Organism: Orbicella faveolata
Lineage: Eukaryota; Metazoa; Cnidaria; Anthozoa; Scleractinia; Merulinidae
Source: RefSeq, a predicted model, not a curated record